AUGGCCUCUACAUACCCUGAAAAGGCGGACUACAUCGUCGUUGGUGGGGGUCUUGCCGGCUGCGUGGUUGCAUCGCGGCUCAAACAAGCAGAUCCUUCUCUGUUGGUGGUUUUAAUUGAAGCAGGCGAUGACCAAACAGGUCACCCACUUACUUCCUUUCCGCUUGCAUGCUUUGGAGCACACUACUCGGAUCUUGAUUAUGCAUACCAGACGGUGCCUCAAGCGAAUCUUGGCGGCCGUGAGUGCUAUGCAGCGGCAGCUAAGCUUCUUUCUGGAGGUUCUGGCAUCAACUACGGUACUUGGACGCGAGGCCCGGCCGUGGACUUCGAUAACUGGGCUAGAACAGUAGGCGACGAUGCGUGGAGCUACCGCGGCCUCUUGCCAUAUUUCAGAAAAACCGAAUUUCUGGAAACGCGCCGCUCCAUCGACCAGUUACAACAUGGAGUUGACGGCCCGAUCCAUGUGGUGCCAGUCUCGGACAGCGACCUCGACAGAGUGUAUCCUUUGCGCGGUCCUAUCGAGCAAGCAUGGUCGGAACUUGGUUUGAAUAAGUCUGAGGCUCUUCAGGGGGGUGCACGUGGCAGCAUCACAGAGCUGGUAGAGUCAUGGAGAGACGGCAAAAGGCAGUGCGCCAGCCAAGUGUACGAUCUAUCAGACGUGACGGUUCUGACUUCCACGAUCGUCCGUCGUGUCAUUGUCCAGGAGUCUUCGGACAUCAAGACCGUUACCGGGGUCGAGCUGGUGGACGGCCGAGUCAUCUCCGCGUCCAAGGAAGUUAUUCUGUCCUGUGGUGCAUAUCGAACACCGCAGGUUCUUUUGCUGUCAGGCAUUGGCGCACAGGAGGAGCUGUCAGCCUGUGGAGUCCCUCAGACGGUCGAUUGCCCAGAGGUUGGGCGCAAUCUACACGACCAUUUCGCUGUAUGCAUGUGGUGGAGAUUGAAGCAUCCGGAGAAUGGGCUGGCGCUGGGUACUCCCCAUUGGGACCAACAGACGUACGGCAAAGGGCUUCCGUGCGACUGGAUUGCAUGGCAGGGCGUUCCGCAAGACAUGUUACGAGCUGCUUUGGAGCAGGAUGGUGAAGUGACCAAGGACCAUGCGCUUCUUCAAUCGGACCAAUGUCACCUCGAAACGUUGAUCCCAUAUGCACCUGCUGGCGCUCAAAUUGCCGGGGUCGAGGUCCCUCUGGAUGGAAGCAUCAUCACAACAGCGGUGCUUGGCAUGAAGCCUACAUCUCGUGGUAGCAUCAAGAUUGCCUCGGACGAUCCUGAGCGACCCCCUGUUAUUGAUCUCAACUAUUACGCCACGGAGGCUGAUCGCGUCUCACUUCGAUAUGGCAUUCGUCAAGCGCUCAGACUAGUCAAUGACACAAGUCUUGGUCGUGAUAUGAUCCAGGAAGAGAUACCUCCCGAAGGGUUUGCGACCCUUAACAGCGACUCAACUGACGCCGAGAUUGAUGCAAGGGUCAAACGAGUUGGCAAUACUUUCUUCCAUGCAGCUGGAUCGGCUUCUAUGGGCAGAGUUGUGGACACACAACUGAGGGUGUUGGGAGUUGAGAGAUUGAGGGUGGUUGACGCAAGCGUUAUCCCGGUCCCCAUCGCAGCACAUAUUCAGGCCACUGUGUACGCGAUUGCCGAAAAAGCGGCUGAUAUAAUCGUGCAGUCAUCGGCAGCAGUUACGAGGUAA
This is a messenger RNA of Clonostachys rhizophaga, 1683 nucleotides long. The record is from the annotation of a GenBank genome assembly. Lineage: Eukaryota; Fungi; Ascomycota; Sordariomycetes; Hypocreales; Bionectriaceae.